Molecule: messenger RNA, 758 nt
Organism: Seriola dumerili (greater amberjack)
Lineage: Eukaryota; Metazoa; Chordata; Actinopteri; Carangiformes; Carangidae
Gene: pebp4
Product: phosphatidylethanolamine binding protein 4
Exons: 7
Coding region: 80-673 (197 amino acids)
Source: RefSeq, a predicted model, not a curated record
UGCGCAGAGGCGGCAGCAACGACAGCGUCUGAACCAGCUGAAGAAACCAGCUGAAAAACACAGGUGGACGACUUCUGAGAUGGCUGCACCAGUGUCAUUUUUGGUGUUACGUGCCUGCAUUUUGGGGCUUUUCCAUGUGGAAGCAACACCGGACACCCUGAGCUCCCUGGAUUCUUCUUUCUGUCAUGGGGGACUAGAAGUGAUCUAUCCGGAGCUGGACGUCGACCAUUGCCUCAUAAUUCCAAAGGGCCGCGAAGUCAGAGAGAAAGUCAGCACAGUUUGGAAAGCCCCACAGAUUUACUUCUCUGGAGCACACAAGAAAAAAAUGUAUGUUCUGGUGAUGGUUGAUCCUGACGUUCCAAGCCGUACCAAUCCAACUUCUGCUUACUGGAGGCACUGGCUGGUCGUGGACAUACAGGGAGAUGCACUCAAGAAAGGACAAAUACAAGGAACCACCCUCACUGACUAUCAUCCACCAACCCCGCCACAGAAGUCUGGUUUUCAUCGCUACCAGUUCAUGUUGUUUGAGCAGCUUCCAGACGCACCAGUGUCGCUCACCGGGCGGGAAAAGUCGUCCCGCGGUAAAUGGGAUCUUCAGGACUUCAUCACAAGGUUUGAUUUGGGAGAGCCUGUGGCCACUUUGCAGUUUCUCACCCAAAACUACAAAGACUGAAGGAUGGUCAGACACCUGAAAGAAAAUGUGGAGGAAGAAUCUGUCAUACAAUUAUAUAAAAUAAUGUUUCCCUACUUUUCCUGAA